Molecule: messenger RNA, 564 nt
Organism: Mucor velutinosus
Lineage: Eukaryota; Fungi; Mucoromycota; Mucoromycetes; Mucorales; Mucoraceae
Exons: 1
Coding region: 1-564 (187 amino acids)
Source: RefSeq, a predicted model, not a curated record
AUGAGAAUUGGUGCCUUUUUGACAAGGAAAGCCAUUGAAUAUAGAAACAAAGACAUCCCUCUUGUUUCAAAUAACGAGCCUCCUCCUUCUGACCAACAUCUCGAUUCAAUGGUGUUUUCGGGUACUGAUAACGGGCUGGCUGUAAUGACAGAAACUAUUGGCAUGAAUAUGAAAAAAUACAAAUAUCAUUUGUCACUGCAUGAUAGAUUCUCUCCUCUCACCCAUCUCGAUGCUGAUGAAGGCAAUUUGUCUGAUAGUGCUGAUACUGCUGCUGGUAACGAUGGCAAUGGCGCUGAUCAAGUUAUUACGAACAAUGCUAGUGACAAGGAUGAAAUUCGCGAUGGCAGUGUUAAAUGCGAUGGAGAUCUCAAUGGUGAUGAUGGCGACGCCGGUGCUACUGCUAAUGAUUGUGGUCAGACAACAACAUUUGAGUCUCUGCCAGAGUCAUACAAGAUACGUGCUGAAGAUGCCGGCUUUGGUUCUGGCGAAUUCUUGAGGCGAAAGGUCACUUUGAAAGACAAGAAAACAACAGAAGAAGGAAAGAAGGUUCAAGAGAUUGAGUAG